AUGAUUGCUGCAGAGAGGAGGUCUUUUGACUGUAAGAGACGUGUCGAAUACGGAACCGAACUCUGGGACGACAAUAGGAAAAGGGCGAGGGUAUACAACAACAACAAUCCACAACCAGUUUUGGGUGAUCAGACUAGAAUCACCAUCCCUCAAGGGUGGGAAGAUUGUCCUCGUUUUGGUCAGAACAUAGGAUGCAUUAUUCCUUCAAAGGUUCCCCUCAGUGAGUCUUACAACAAAGCUCUUUCUCCUGACAACAUCUACACUUUCAAACAGUGGUUAGCUAAUAAUAAUACAAGAAAACUUGGGCUCGUGAUUGAUCUCACCAAUACAACUCGUUACUAUCACCCUACCUUAGAGUUAAGCCAGGAGGGCAUCGAGCAUGUUAAGAUCCCUUGCUCUGGCCGUGAUGCUGUGCCAGAUACUUCCUCUGUAAACACCUUUGUCAGCCAGGUUUAUCAGUUCGAGAAACACAACCGCUCAAAUAAGUAUGUUCUCGUUCAUUGCACACACGGGCAUAAUCGCACAGGUUUCAUGAUUGUCCAUUACCUUAUGCGCUCUAGGCCGAUGAUGACCGUUACAUGGGCGUUGAAAACCUUUUCCGAUGACCGCCCGCCCGGUAUCUACAAACCAGAUUACAUUGACGCUCUCUACACUUUUUAUCAAGAAGUGAAGCCUCGGAGUUAUAUUUGCCCACCCACUCCUGAAUGGAAGAGGCUUGAUCUCCACGAUGCAGAAAAUGUCAAGAAGAUGUCAAAUGAUGACAUUUUAGGAGAUGACAUACCCUCAGAUCAGGAGGUAGAGUACCAGAAAUUCUGUUAUGAGAUGCUGAACAUCAAGUCAACAAGUGAAGGAACUAUGUACUUUCCUGGCUCGCACCCUGUAUCAUUAGGCAGGGAACAGCUGCGACUCUUGAGGCAUCGGUACUAUUACGCGACAUGGAAGGCAGAUGGAACGCGGUAUAUGAUGCUCUUGACUAAAGAAGGGUGUUAUCUGAUAAACAGGGCGUUCAGAUUUAGAAAGGUACAUAUGCGGUUCCCUCGUAGUGAUUAUCACGAAGUGCAUCAUAAAACUUUGCUUGAUGGAGAGAUGGUUGUGGAUACACUUCCCGAUGGGCGCCAGGUGAGGAGGUACCUCGUGUAUGACUUGGUAGCAAUCAACGGGGAGUCGGUAGUAAAUCGGCCUUUCUCCGAAAGAUGGAAUAUAAUCGAAAGAGAUGUGAUCAAACCCCGUAAUGAUGAGAGGAAGUUGACAAAUCAUGGUUACAGAUACGAGCUGGAGCCUUUUGGUGUACGGAUUAAGGUUUUUUGUUUACUCUCUGCUCUUGAUAAGGUUUUCAAGGAGUUGAUUCCCUCGCUUUCGCAUGAAGCCGACGGCAUAAUAUUCCAAGGUUGGAACGAUCCUUAUAAAUACGGAGCCAAUGGUUAUCUACUGAAGUGGAAGUAUCCAGAAAAGAACUCGGUGGACUUUCUGGUUGAGAUGACCAAGGAUGGGCACCGAAGGAUGUUUUUGCAUGAUCUUGGGAGGAAGAAGCUUAUGGAAGGAUAUUCGGUUGAGUUUAGAGGUGAUUGUUGGAAGAACCCGGCCAGUUACUGUGGGAAGAUUGUAGAGUGUUCAUGGGAUAAGGAGAAGAAAGUAUGGCUUGGCAUGCGGAUCAGAGUUGACAAAGAUACACCAAAUGACACCAGAGCCGCUUUUGGAGUGAUAGAAAGCAUAAAUGACAACAUCACGGAGGAGGUUUUGCUGGACGAGAUCAGAGAGAUUAUCCGUCUUCCAAUGUACGUCGCGGGCAUCCAUAGGGGCACACAAGCUGCUAAACGCGGCAAGCAUGCAAACCGUAAAGCCUUGUGAACUCUAUUGGUAGAGUUUCCAUGUUUGAGGUAUAGCAGAACGAUUUAGAUUUAGAAAUUUGUAUCCUUGCAUUAACAUCUUUUACUCUUUUGUAAAUACCCUCCU
Molecule: messenger RNA, 1953 nt
Organism: Camelina sativa (false flax)
Lineage: Eukaryota; Viridiplantae; Streptophyta; Magnoliopsida; Brassicales; Brassicaceae
Biological process (GO): protein dephosphorylation; 7-methylguanosine mRNA capping
Molecular function (GO): mRNA 5'-triphosphate monophosphatase activity; ATP binding; mRNA guanylyltransferase activity
Source: RefSeq, a predicted model, not a curated record